Molecule: messenger RNA, 827 nt
Organism: Aegilops tauschii subsp. strangulata
Lineage: Eukaryota; Viridiplantae; Streptophyta; Magnoliopsida; Poales; Poaceae
Source: RefSeq, a predicted model, not a curated record
GCUGAGAUCCAGCAACAUCCAAAGCCCAAACCCUCUCCCACACAGUGAGACUAAAAAAAAACAGCCAGAGAAGCGGCGGUCUCGUCCACCACCACCACCACCACCGGUGAGCGAUGUUGGUGGCGGGGAAGGCGAAGGCGAGCGGCGGCAAGCGGGGCGGGGCCAAGGACCCCGACGAGGCACCCCGGUCCGAUAAGAGGCGGCGCGACAUGGACGACUCCGACCCCGAGCUCGAGCUCGACAGUGACUUCAAGCAGAUCGUGACGAUGCUGCGCCACAUCAAGGACAAGGCUCACAAGGACGGCCAGAAGAAGACGGCCAUCUCCAGCGUUGCAACAGAGAUUCAAUCUAUGGUACAGAACACCAAGGCAAAGUUUGAGAAGGAAAGGCAGACUGUUCUUAAAGCUCUAAUGAAGGCUUCCAAAGAGUGUGAAGGUUCAUUGAAGACCGAGUACACCAAGUUUCAAGCCACUCAUGACAAGUUCUGCAUAGACAAAGCUCCACACACACAGAAUUUCAAAGAUCUUUUCUCAAAGUUUGAGGUUGAAAAGGAGAAACUGAUAGUUCAAUAUGAACAGCAAAAUUCGUUGCUCUUACUCAACUACUAAGAAGGAGAAGACCUCUCUUUCUGAUGUUGAGAAAAGAGUUUCAGAGAAGCUAGCAGAUGCAGAAGAAUCAAGUUGAAGCAGGUCUGUUCAGGCACCCUACAGUGUUACUUAAUCCGCCUUUCUUGUCUUGUAACCACAUCGCUUUAACGGAGUUCGAUGUGUAUUGGUACCAUGUAAAUCUCUCUCUCUUCGAUGUAACCCUGUGUUUGUGUCUCUUGC